AUGUCCGUUGACUUGACAUCCCGUUUCGUGAAAGAAGCCGCACUGUUGAACAGUGAAAAAGGCCACAGGAACAUAAUCCGGUUCCUUGAAUUUUGUAAAGAACCACUCAGUAACGAUGCAUGGAACUAUUCUUGCUUUGAUUUUUGCCCGUUUGGAGUUGCAAAAAGCCUUUGCACUCUAGAAGAUUUUGUCCAUUUCGUAGACGACGAGUUUGACUUUGACAUUGCCUCCUUCGCAGACUUGCUGCCAACAUGUUCCAAAGAUGUUGUUGAAG
Messenger RNA from Paramuricea clavata, 274 nucleotides. Lineage: Eukaryota; Metazoa; Cnidaria; Anthozoa; Malacalcyonacea; Plexauridae. The record is from the annotation of a GenBank genome assembly.